This is a messenger RNA of Triticum urartu, 2064 nucleotides long. Its product is annotated as scopoletin glucosyltransferase. Lineage: Eukaryota; Viridiplantae; Streptophyta; Magnoliopsida; Poales; Poaceae. Gene Ontology annotation, molecular function: UDP-glucosyltransferase activity. The record is from RefSeq and is a predicted model, not a curated record.
UCUUGCUAUAAUGGCCUCAUUUCGCACCUCAACAUGCAGCACAAGCUUGACGAUUUCAACUCGUGGCAAACACUCACUCGGCCAAGUCAGAGUCAGGUGAGAGUGGUGGUUAACUGUGGUCUGUGGUCACUGUAGGCCGGCACGCAGCCAUGGCCGGCGACGAUGAGCAGCGGCCGCUGCACAUCCUCUUCUUCCCGUUUCCCUCUCCGGGCCACCUCAUCCCGAUCGCUGACAUGGCCGCGCUCUUGGCGACUCGCGGCGCCAAGUGCACAAUCCUCACCACGCCGGUCAACGCUGCCACCAUCCGCCCGGCCGUCGACCGUGCCAACGACGCUCGCCGUGGAACUGCGGAUUCCCCAUCCCCACCGGCGAUCCAGAUCUCCGUCGUGCCCUUCCCUGACGUUGGGCUCCCGCCGGGCGUGGAGAACGCCACGGGCCUUACCGGCGACGCCGACCGCGACAAGUUCUUUCACGCGAUCCAGCGGUUCCGCGGGCCCUUCGAGCAGUUCUUUGCCGGCGAAUGCCCUGACGCCGUCGUCGCCGACAGCCACUUCCAGUGGUCCGUCGACGCCGCGGCGGAGCACGGCGUCCCGCGGCUGGCGUUCCUCGGCACCAGCAUGUUCGCGCGGGCCUGCACCGACAGCAUGCUGCGCAACAACCCGCUGGCGUCUUGCCCCGACGCCGUCGUCUCCCUACCGGGGCUGCCGCACCGCGUCGACAUGUUACGGAGCCAGAUGGUGGACCCCUCCAAGCGGCCGGAGAGUUUUGCCUUCUUCCAGCGCGUGAACGCCGAGGACCAGAGGAGCUACGGCGAGGUGUUCAACAGCUUCCACGAGCUGGAGCCGGACUACGUCGAGCACUACCGCACGACGCUCGGCCGCCGCGUAUGGCUCGUUGGGCCGGUCGCGCCAGCCGGCGGAGACAUGGGCGCGACCAAAGGCGCCACCAGCGAGCUCUCGUCUGACGGCGCCGGCUGCCUGCGGUGGCUCGACACGAAGCCGACCGGCUCGGUGGUGUACGUCUCCUUCGGCACGCUGUCCAGUUUCUCGCCGGCCGAGCUGCGCGAGCUCGCCGGCGGCCUCGACCUCUCAGGCAAGAACUUCAUGUGGGUCAUCAGCCACGCAGGCGCAGGAGCAGACGCCGACACCGAUGCACAACCGGAGUGGAUGCCCGAAGGCUUCGCCGAGCUUAUGGCGCCGCCGGGCGGGCGCGGCUUCAUCAUCCGCGGCUGGGCGCCGCAAACGCUCAUCCUGAGCCACCCGGCCGUCGGCGCGUUCUUGACGCACUGCGGCUGGAACUCUACGCUGGAGGCCGUCAGCGCCGGCGUGCCGAUGGUCACGUGGCCGCGGUUCGGCGACCAGUUCUUCAACGAGAAGCUCGUCGUGGAGGUGCUCCAGGUCGGGGCCAGCGUCGGCGCCUGCGACUACGCGUCGUUCAUGGAGACCCAUCAUGGCGUGGUGCGCGCCGAGGUGGUCGCUGGAUCCAUCGGGACGGUGAUGGGCGACGGCGAGGAGGGCGAGGCGAUACGGAGCAAGGCCAGGGAGCUCGGUGUCAAAGCUAGGAUGGCAGUGGGCAACGCCGGGUCGUCGUACGGCGAUGUUGGGCGGCUAAUGGACGAGUUGAUUGCUCGCCGACGGACCUAAGAGCAUCUCUGGCAGACCCGCAAAAGUGAUCAAAUCCGUAAAAAUCCGCAUUUUCAGUUUCGUGAUGUCAAAAAAAUCCUGAAUAGAUCCUGCAAAAGCGAUAAAACCCGUAAGAGUUAAAAGCAUCAGGAGUCCUACAACUUGCAUCGAAUGUGAUGGUUUAGUCCUAGAACUUGCAUUUUGACCCUACCCAGUCUCAGAACUUGCAUCAAAUGUGCAAAUUUGGUCCUGACGAAUCACAUAAUGCCAUGUGGACGCAUGGGUGCCGACCCGGUCAGCGCGUGCCAUUUUGCAGAGAGGCUUGGUAGGUUUCUAGAGUGGUAAUGGGAAGCUAUGCGAUAGGGGAGAUUUGAUGGUGUGUCAUUGAGUUAAUUGUACAGAAGUAUCAUAAUUAAGGCAUUACAUACAGAUUGGUAUCACU